AUGACUGAACCGCCAAACUCUGGCUCCCUGUCGGAUCCGUUCCAGCCUAACAUUGGAACCAGCUCGACAUCACGAAGAACUUCAACAGAUAGCUUUGAUUCAGUACUUUCUUGCACAAAAUCUACUCGAACAGUCAACACGAACGAUUCUUGCUCAUCAUUUCCCCCAUCACCAUCGGCAUCCCAAACGACUUUCGAUAAUUCCGACUGGAACCUUGACGAAAGAUAUACGAUCAAGAGCUCUCCUGACGCCUUUUCGGCUAGCAUUUGGAAAAGAAAACGGCCUACUCGUUUACUUCUCCCUCAGCACGAGCCCAGACGAAGCCAGUUGACAAUUAGCGAAACAUCGAUCAGUUUUGAAAUAUCUAUUGAGCUUCCAGAAUUUUCUCCGGAUUCGAUUACGGUAGCUCAACGCAGAGAAGAUCACUCAAUUCACAUCGUAGCAGAUCAAGUAAACGGCGAGAACACAGGCCAUUACGAGCGACUUAUCAAGCUACGAGGACGCGACUCCGAAUCAUCCCCUAGUAAAGAAGUCACCAGCAAAUUUGACAGCUCUACAAGUAUCCUUUCUGUCCGAGUAAUCAAAUUGGGCUAUUCACGAAUUCGUCAACACGCUGUAGUUUGUGACAACGGGAGUGGCCUCACGGGCAACAAAACAUAUCGAUUAAUCCUUUAA
Molecule: messenger RNA, 675 nt
Organism: Puccinia triticina
Lineage: Eukaryota; Fungi; Basidiomycota; Pucciniomycetes; Pucciniales; Pucciniaceae
Exons: 3
Coding region: 1-675 (224 amino acids)
Source: RefSeq, a predicted model, not a curated record